Messenger RNA from Bombus huntii, 3465 nucleotides. Its product is annotated as carcinine transporter-like. NCBI's taxonomy places the organism in Eukaryota, Metazoa, Arthropoda, Insecta, Hymenoptera, Apidae. Gene Ontology annotation, cellular component: membrane. Gene Ontology annotation, biological process: transmembrane transport. The transcript is spliced from 10 exons. The record is from RefSeq and is a predicted model, not a curated record. Gene Ontology annotation, molecular function: transmembrane transporter activity. Bases 18 to 1802 code for a protein of 594 amino acids.
GACAUGGUAACGGAUCCAUGACUGUGCUUCUGUUAUUAUCAACGCCAGUAACGGUUAAACCUAUUGCAUGUGUCGAAAUGAAGGACGAGAAGAGUAACUCUAUAUUGCCCACUGAAGCGACUCGAUUGAGACCAAGAUUGGAAAGUUUCGAUGAUGUUCUGCCGUAUGUCGGUGACUACGGGAGAUAUCAAUGGCUGUUGUUAUUGUCGUUACUACCUUAUGGCGCGACGUACGCGUUUCUUUAUUUCUCGCAAUUUUUCAUUACGAUUAUUCCCACGGAACACUGGUGCAGGAUAGACGAAUUAGUAAACUCGAAUUUCACCGAAGAAGAGAGGAUUAAGAUAGCGAUUCCAGUGACGAACGUUUAUCCUUAUUACGAACAAUGUCAACGGAAGGACGUAAACUUCACAGAGCUGUUGAAGAGCGAUAAGAGCCUGAGCUCAUCGGGCUUCCAAACAAACAAAACGAUAAAAUGUACUCAAUGGGAGUAUAAUUUUACGCAGAUUCCAUAUCCUAGUAUAGGAACUGAGCUAGAUUGGGUAUGCGACCGAGAAUACCUCGUAUCAACGGCGCAGGCCAUCUUCUUCUGCGGAUCCAUCAUCGGUGGUUUCCUAGUCGGUUGGAUCGCCGAUCACAAGGGUCGUAUCCCAGCUUUAAUGUUCUGCAAUGGUAUCGCCCUUUUUGCCUCCAUUUUCACUGCCAGCGCAAAUAGUUUUUGGUCAUUCGCCGUCUGUAGGUUUCUCACUGGACUGGCGUUCGAUAACUGUAUCAACAUUCCUCUGAUUAUCGUUCUCGAAUAUAUGGCUGUUUCGAAACGAACGUUGGUCGUGAAUAUCGCCUUUGGCGUAUACUUCGCAGUGGCCAGUACAAUUUUACCAUGGAUAGCCUAUUAUAUCGCGAACUGGAGAUAUUUUACCUACGUUACUGCCAUACCGCUGUUAUCUGUCGCUAUCACACCGUGGAUUCUUCCCGAGAGCGCCCGAUGGUACGUUUCCAACGGGAUGAUGGACAAGGUUGUUGAGAAACUACGGAGAAUAGCUAAGAUCAAUCGUAGAAAUCCAGACUCGCGUAUUUACGAUAUAUUCGUCAGUAACAUGGAGGCACCGGACAAAAUUCAAGAAUCAGCGACGCUGCUCGAUCUGUUCAAAACGCCACGGUUGGCGAGAAACACUAUUCUUCUAGUUGCAUUCUGGUGUUUCACCCUGAUCUCGUUCGACGGUCACGUGUAUUCAUUAAAACUUAUCCAGAGCUCGGUGUUCGUGUCGUUCUCGAUCGCCUGUGCCACAGAACUUCCAGCUGGGUUAUUACUCGCCCUGUUGCUCGACCGAUGGGGUCGUAGACUCUGCGGAUUUCUCACGAUGGCAAUGACCUGUGUACUCAGUAUCGCUGAACUUAUGCUGCAUUCCAUGCUCGCGAAAUUAGUAAUGUCAAUAUUGUCGCGAUUCUGUCUGAACAUGGCAGCCAAUGUUGGUCUUCAGUAUGCAGCAGAACUUCUGCCCACGCCAGUCAGAUCGCAGGGCGUAUCGUUCAUUCAUAUUUUCGGAAUAGUUGCACACUCUUUGGCGCCAUAUAUCACUGACUCGGCUAGAAUUUGGGAGGGAUUUCCAAUGCUCAUUAUCAGCACGGUGUCCUUUUUUGGCGCUGCACUGGUUUUGUUCCUGCCGGAAACUGUCGGCCAGAAUCUUCCUCAGACUAUCAAGCAAGGCGAAGAAUUCGGAAGGGACCAACAUUUCUGGUCGUUGCCUUGCUACCAUAAGACACACUUCAAUGGACAUCAACACUAUCACUCCUGUGAACGAUAAUUAUCUGAUUUUUAAUAAUAAUUCAAUUAAAAAACACGAAGGAGGAUUCGUGUUUUUUUAGAAGUAACAAUAUUACAAGCGGAUCAGUCUGACGAUUUUUGUACGAGAAAAAAUCGGAACAUAUUAUUUUUCUAUUCUCCUACAUUAAUUUUUAUUUUUAUCGUUUACGUUUAAGAAUUUGUAAGCCUUAAUUCUAAAAAGAGCGAGCUUAGAAAUCGUGUUCCUAUAUAAUUUUUAUUAUUAUCUUUUAAGAGCUUUUAUAAUUUUAAUGCUAAUUUUCACUUGCGUUACGCACGUUCGAAUCGUUCAGCGGUUGGUGCUAAUUUGAUAUUCAAAGAUAUUACGUAGAAUAAUAUCGAAAAUGUUACGUAAAUUAAUAAUUACGUAAUUUAUUAAUUACGUAAAUAAUAAAUUAGGGAGAUUUAAAUUUUUGAUUCCUUUAAUGUUUUUAACAUUUUUCACUGGAAUAUAUUGGACAAAAUCUUAUUUAAAAAAAUAGUACGUUUAGAUAAUUUGUCUUUGUGAAAAGAAACAGUUUUAUAUCUUUUGAACGAUUAUCCACGUAUUUUUAACGAUUAUUUAUCUAUUCGUUAUAUUUUUUGUACGAUUUUAAAUAACGUACAAUAUUAAUAAAAUCCAAGCUUGAAGACUUUUUAAAUUAUUGUUAUAAUUUCUUCAGCACCAACUGCUGGACUUUUAUCUAUCUGAAACGAGUUGUGCGUACAUUUAAAAAAAAAAUAACUCUAAUUGACUGUUUCUAUGGUUUAGGAAGAAGAAAAAAAGAAAGGAAAGAAUAUUGUAAGCAAAUCGUGCCAUCGUAUGACGAUCAGUGUUCGUCGUUGUGCCAAUAACAACGCAAUCAAUCUGAAGAAACCUAUUCAUAGUAUUCAUAAUCAUCACUCACGUAUACAUACGCGUAUACACUCACGUCCAUAAGAUUGAUUCACCGAAUAAAACUUCCAUAAACCUUAAUAUAAGAAACAAUUCUACUUUUUAUUUGCACACACAUCGACGAAUCCCCCGAACAAAAAUAAACUGCUAAAUAUCUCUAUAAUUAAAUACAUUAAUGCUCGAUGAUCCUCGUUCAUCAUUAUACGUCUAAUCUAACUCCAUCCUAUAAUUAGGAGUUCUACGAUAACGAUCACUUAUGUUACAAUGUAUUAACCCUUAACAGCCGAACUUAAUUAUAAUUAAUUAUAGAAAAUGAAAUGCUUCAUUAUACGGAUAUUUGAAGUAAUAUUCUGUAUUAUACAGGGUGUCUGGUAAUUGAUACUGUGAUAACCAGUGGUUAGUUAAUGUGGUUAAUAACCAGUGGUACAGGAUAAUACUAUGUGAAAGGAUCUGUUGAAAAUAUAGAACGAGAGAUUUUCGUACGACGUUCGAGAGAAUGAAAUUCUGAAGCUUUGUCAACUCGUGUUCACACGACAUUCACGAAACAUAUUCAAAAUUUAUUUUCUCGAAAAUACGAAGAAUCAUCAGUUACGAAACACUCUGUACUAUAUCACAUUAUUAUAUCACUAUCGUAUUGAUAAGAAAUGUCGAUAUUAUAACUCCUUAAGACUCCCUUAAUAUUUAUUUGCGAUUCAGCUUAAUAUGUAUUUCAAUAUUAAAUUGUAAUGUGUAAUUUCAAGAUUAAAAAUAUAAAAGAAUUCAUUCCUGAUUA